Messenger RNA from Exophiala mesophila, 2469 nucleotides. RefSeq lists its product as uncharacterized. Gene Ontology annotation, molecular function: myo-inositol:proton symporter activity. Gene Ontology annotation, biological process: transmembrane transport. The transcript has 6 exons. The coding region runs from base 84 to 2012 and encodes 642 amino acids. Gene Ontology annotation, cellular component: membrane. Lineage: Eukaryota; Fungi; Ascomycota; Eurotiomycetes; Chaetothyriales; Herpotrichiellaceae. The record is from RefSeq and is a predicted model, not a curated record.
GUGGCAGGGACUCAAGAACCCUUCUGUCAUCCAUCUAUACUUCCAUACACUCAUCUAUUCAUACAUACUCAUCCAAAACCACCAUGCCUCCUCCAAAAGUUGACAACGAGGCCGUCGACUACGGUGCGGAAAAGGAAACAAACGAAAUCACUCCACCUCGUCGGGAUUCGUCGUCACACUCGUCCAACACGGCAGCAGACAAGUAUGAAGACAUUCGAACUCACCACAAAGAAGGCGGCGAUGAUGGCCGCCGAAGCAGCAGCGGCAGUGGACGCCGCAACAGUUUCCGCGUCCGUCAACCCUCUGUCUCGGCGCAAUUGCGAAAUCCUUUGGCUGGAAAGACUGAAGCCGACGUCCUGAGAGACGUGGACCUUUUCAUUGAAGAAAAGGGUCUCCAGGACCACGCUGACGAAUUCCGCAAGGGCGCUCUUCUGGCCCGCGUCAUCAACAGAGACGGCGGCUUCGAGCAAAUUGCUCAGAUCAACGAGGACGAAAAGGCCGUUCUGCGACAUGAAAUUCAACAUCGAUGGAGUCAACCAUUUAUGCUUUACUUUCUCGUCGUUCUCUGUGCUGGCUCUGCCAUUGUCCAGGGUAUGGAUCAAACUGCCGUCAACGGUGCCCAGGUCUUUUAUUUCGACGAAUUCAACAUCACCAACGAAUGGCAACAAGGUCUCUUGAACGGUGCUCCAUACUUGUGUUCUUGCCUGAUCGGCUGCUGGACCAAUGCGCCCCUCAACAAGGCUUUUGGUCGUCGAGGAACCAUUUUCAUCUCUUGCUUCAUCUCCUUUGCUGCUUCCUUCUGGAUGGCUGCUGCAAACACGUGGUGGAAUCUAUUGAUCGCUCGAUUCGUUCUCGGAUUUGCCGUCGGCGCGAAAUCCAGCACAACACCCGUCUACGCAGCCGAAUCAGCCCCCAAGACCAUUCGAGGCGCCUUGACCAUGCAAUGGCAGAUGUGGACUGCUUUUGGUAUCAUGUUGGGAUUUGUCGCUUCGGUGGCAUUCCAAGAUGUCAGUUACCUCGGUGAAUACACUCAAUGGCGAUGGAUGCUUGGCUCAACAGCUAUUCCACCCUUCGUUGUGCUUUGCCAGGUCUAUUUCUGUCCAGAAUCUCCUCGAUGGUACAUGGAAAAGGGCAAGUUCGACAAAGCCUUCCAAUCAUUCGCACGUCUUCGAACCACCAAACUACAGGCUGCACGUGACAUGUACUACGCCUACAAGAUGCUCGAGAUUGAAGCCACUCAGCGAGAAGGAAAGAAUCUCUGGAAGGAAUUCUUCUUUGUCAAGCGUAACCGUCGCGCUGCUCAGUCUUCUUUCUUCGUUAUGUUCAUGCAGCAAUUUUGUGGUGUCAAUGUUAUCGCAUAUUAUUCGACACAGAUCUUCAUGGAUUCUGGUUUCGACCGUCGACAGGCGCUUCUGGUAUCCUUCGGUACCGGUGUAACCAACUGGCUCUUCGCCAUUCCCGCUCUCUACACAAUCGAUACAUUUGGCCGACGUAACCUGCUCUUGACGACCUUCCCACUCAUGGGAGCCUGCUUGCUCUUCACCGGCUUUUCCUUCUUCAUCCCCGAAGGUCAAACACGUCUCGGUAUGGUCGCCACGGGUAUCUACCUUUUCAUGGUUGUCUACAGUCCCGGAGAAGGUCCCGUUCCAUUCACCUAUUCAGCCGAAGCGUUCCCUCUGUACAUUCGAGACGUUGGUAUGAGUUUCGCUACCGCCACCUGCUGGGGAUUCAACUUCAUUCUCAGUUUCACUUGGUUGGCCUUGGUGCGCGCUUUCCAACCUCAGGGUGCUUUUGGCUUCUACGCCGCAUGGAAUUUCGCGGCUUUCUUCCUGUGUUAUUUCUUCUUGCCUGAGACAAAGAACCUCACUCUCGAAGAACUCGACGACGUCUUCAGCGUCGGUGCCAGAGAACACGCCAAAUACUACCUUCAAAAGGCUCCCUGGUAUAUCAACAAGCAUGUCCUCCGCCGUGAUGUGGAGCCUGUUGCUCCUUUGUACCAAUUCCACGGUUAAACAAGUGGCAACAUCUCCUCAAGGUCAAGGGGUUUCCAUCCUAGUCCUCGGUGUUUAAACCAAACCCUUGCACCAAAAGACACUCCACGGACACAGACACAGACACAGACACACAUCUAAUUGUUUGCAAAAAAGUCUGAAACAGCCUCAACAAGCUCUACUUAUCUUCAUCCUCGAAAUCCAAAAAUUGCCCAAACAUCACCGUCAUCAUUUCCGAUACCCACCUACAUCUCCUAUGGUAUUGGACAUAGACGCUGGACGACUCUGUCGAAUAUGUAUCCUUUAUCAAUAUACCUAUCAGCUUAUGCGAUGAUAUGACAACCCUUACGAAACGCUAUUCCCUUGGUCUUUUCUCCUUGUCAUUUCGAAAUCUCCUUCUUGUGUGCGAAUAGUGCAGAGCAUGUCUGUCGGUCUCCUUUGGUUGUCUUGAAUCGUUUGAACUGAGAUACCUGCCUGC